This is a messenger RNA of Polypterus senegalus (gray bichir), 12643 nucleotides long. RefSeq names its product dynein heavy chain 3, axonemal-like. Bases 182 to 12643 code for a protein of 4153 amino acids. Gene Ontology annotation, cellular component: dynein complex. Gene Ontology annotation, biological process: microtubule-based movement. The record is from RefSeq and is a predicted model, not a curated record. The transcript is spliced from 79 exons. Gene Ontology annotation, molecular function: minus-end-directed microtubule motor activity; ATP binding; dynein light intermediate chain binding. NCBI's taxonomy places the organism in Eukaryota, Metazoa, Chordata, Cladistia, Polypteriformes, Polypteridae.
UGGAAGAUAAUCGCGCCCCGCCCCCUCCGCCUCGUGCCAGGUUGCGCGCGCCCCGGUGCCUACAUGAGUGCCGCUGAGCAAAGUCUGUGUUGACACGCCGAGGCGCGAGCAACGCGUUACCAGUGGGAACAAGCGGGAAGAGCAUAGGCGGUCUACCGAGGGGCGCACUGGUACACCGGCGAUGGAGAAGCCUGAGUCAAGCGAGCGGUUGAAAGUUCUGCAGAGAGGAGCCUGGACACAAGCUGCCCCCUGCAAGGAGGAGAAAUACUACAGGAAAGUCAGUGAUUCUAUUGGGAACAGUUACAGUCCCUCUGCCAAAGAGUUGUCCACCUCCUUUAUCUACAAGCUUCUCAGCUCCAAUGACAUCCAGGAACCGACUGGCAAACAGGCAAGGAAUGUGCAAGUGUGCCAUGGUGCAGAGAAGGCACAGGAGAAAGUAGAAGCAAAGCAGUCUAUUAAUGAUGGAAGUGUCCAGAAACUGAGAGCCUUGGCGAUGGCAAUAAGCGAUGCAGCCACUCAAGGCAGUACUUCCCCUCCUCCAGGGCCAGACCGCUUCCCCAGGCUGCCUCACGUGUCUGUCUGUGUAGAUGAGCUGCCAAACGCCAGCCUUUUGCCUGGCCCCCACAGAUCAAGAGAGACAGCAGCUGGAAGCAGUAGACCUUCUAUCCACCUACAGAGCCUCCGAGGAUCUCAGGAGCAGAGCAACUUGAAAGACUGGGGAUGUCCCCUGAAAAUCAGGGGGAGAGAUAAUAGGGAUUCUGGAGACCUGGGGAUGCCCAGUCAAAAUUUCCACCUGAGCGACUCCCAAGUCCAAGGGGCAGUUUUCUUUCCCAUGACAGACUCUAAGGAAGACUAUACAACACAUGACAAGGCAACAAAAGGUGUGUUGGCCAUCUCCUUCCCUCCUUACACUUAUUCCACCCAUGGGCUGUCACGACCCACCACACCCUGCCAGGAGCAUCUGCCUAGGUACCAUGCCCUAAUUGCGCAUGCCUUCCAGCUCUCUGAGGUACUGCCCUUUGAAGAAGGACAGCUAAUAGCCAUAUUGUCUAAAAUCCCAACUAGUCUACUCAGUCAAUGGACAACAACCCUGCAGGGAUUGACUGAGGAGGUGCAGAGUGUAUACAGAGAAGCUCUAAAGAAAGCCAUUCUAGACUAUGUCCUGCUUGAACCUGCAGAACAAGCAAGGCUUGGGGUUCAUCUACCACCUAAGGUCUCCCAUAGUGCUGGUAGGCUUGGCUUUCCAUGGCAUGAACGAGUAAAACGUGCCUACAGCAAACUCUUGGAGACUCUUUAUAUCACACACCCGGUCAUGGGAAGAUUACUUCAUCUCUUCCGGAGCAAAUACCAAACAUUCCGGCUCCUAGACCUGGAUGAAUUUUCAGGAAAGCUGCCACUGUCUCUUGACCAAGUGGUAAACCUUAUGCUUAGCAUGGUCUCCUACAAGGCCAAAUUGCUGCAGGACACUUGGCUGCAAGAAUGUGCCCAGAUUGUAGAGAUAAGUCGGGACAGCAUUGAGGCUUGGAUGCCUCAGGACAAUGAGACUCAGAGGAUGAGGAGAAUGAACCAUUUCUUCAGAUGUGUAGCAACACUUAUGUCUUCACUGCUUCGUGAACUAGUUACAAACUCCUUGUUGGAGCUAGUUGAGUGGCUGGAACAAUACCACCUGGGCAACAACUACGAUGGUGUCUACCCUCAUGAAACUCUGGGGCUUCCAGUGCGACCUCACUUUAUUAUCAUCUUUCUGGAGCCACUUGGGAAACAAACAGAUUUAAACAUCACACCAUGUCUGGAUGAUAUUGAACGUAGCCUUGAUGUUGUGGUCAGCCACCUGGUCUGCAGUGUGCAAAAAUAUAAAUGUGUUGAGCACCAGCUAUUUCAGGCUGUUGAAAAACUGGAAAUCAGAUACAUCCCUUCUAUGCAGACAGAUGAAGAUAUGGUUUUGUCUGUCAGAGGCAGAAUUCGGGCAGUGUUAAAGAGCAAUGACCAAGGACCAAGAAGGUACCUCUUUGUUUAUGCACCAUACUUGCCCCUGCUAUCUGUGGCUUCCAUUGCAAAGAUGGAAGAAUUUGUGAACAAGGAUCCAAGCCUGCAAAGUUGCAACCGUGAGUUGGAGCGGCUCAAGAGGAUGACUAAUGAGUUGAUGUUCCUACCUGCCCAUGUACCCAUGGAGCUGCUGCUGCUUGACUGCACCCAAACCAAUCAGUGGUUGCUAGACCGCACUCAACAUCUGACCAGAAUCAUCAUAAACAAAGUGGUGUCAGACUCAGAGAAGAUAAACCGCAGCAUUUGCCAUCAGUAUGAUGAAAUCAUGAGAAAGAUGACCGGACCUAUCGGCUCCACUGAGGAACUGGUACAACUGCAGACCUAUGUUGAUGAGCUGUGGAGUGGAGACCUGCUCCAGAUCAAGAAACAACUGGAACUUGCUGCCACUAACCUUCUGUUCCUAAUGGAUUGCACACAUCUGUCAAAGGAGGACAUGAUUCUGAAUGGCAACACAUUUUCUUGGCCAGAUCGCAUAGUUCCUCUCAUGAAAAACAGUAAAACUCGCCUACAGAGAGAGCAUGAUAAAGCAGUGCAAAGGCUUCACCAGAGACAAAGAGAGUUCUCACAGCGAAUGGCAGAAGUAGCAAAAUUGGUGAAAGGAUUCCAGCGGCGUGACCGUAUGUCAGAAGCACAGCAGUAUGUUGAGCAGCUGCAAAGGAUUAACGGCACUAUCCAGGGCUUCAUUGAAGAGAAAAAGCAAAUAAAUCAGGAAGAGGUUCUGCUGGACACUGGUCAAGUUGGUUCUUACCCUGAGAUUCAGGAACUGCUCAAAGCCAAGGAACCCUAUGACCAGCUAUGGGUAGCAGCGCUCAGCUUCAACCAAAAAUAUGAAGAGUGGCUGAAUGGACCCCUGUUGCAAAUCAAAGCCGAAGAGGUCAAUGAGCAGGUACAAAGUUUGUGGAAGAGCUGCUAUAAGCUGACUAAAGAAUUAUACCACCCAGAGCUGCACGGACCUCUAAAGGUCGCAACUGCUAUCAAAACAAAGCUGGAAAAGUUCCGGAUUAAUAUGCCGCUCAUCAACGCCUUGUGUUGUCCUGGAAUCAAACAUCGACACUGGAAGCUAAUGAGCCAAAAGGUAGGCAUUGAUAUUUUGCCUGAAAAGAGCACAUCACUAAAGGACAUUCUGCCCCUUGGCCUCGAGAAACACCUGGAGGAGUUGGCCCUAGUGAGUGUGCAGGCCUCUAAGGAGUAUGCUCUGGAGCAAGCGCUGCUUCAGAUGGAACAGGACUGGAAACACGUGCACUUUAACUUUGUGACUUACCAGGACAGAGGUGUCAGCGUAUUGGCAGCUGUUGAUGACAUUCAGCUUCUGCUUGAUGAUCACAUUGUGAAGACCACCACCAUGAAGGGAUCUGCAUUUAUCACACCUUUUGAGGAGCAGAUUCUCUCCUGGGAGGCCAGGCUGAAACUUAUGCAGGAUGUCCUGGAUGUAUGGCUUCGUGUUCAAAUGGGCUGGCUUUACCUGGAACCGAUAUUUAGCUCUGAAGAUAUACGUAACCAAAUACCAAUUGAAGGAAAGCUAUUUGAGGCUGUAGAUUUCAUUUGGAGGCAAAUCAUGAAGGAUUCAGAGGAAGUUGCUGUGGCAAUGCAGGUUAUUUCCCAGUUUCCAAUUCUUGAGAGUCUGAAAGAAGCUGAGGCAAUGCUAGAUAACAUUCAGAGAGGCCUUAAUGACUACUUAGAGAUGAAGCGUCUCUCUUUUCCAAGGUUCUUCUUCCUAUCCAAUGAUGAGCUGCUAGAGAUCCUGUCAGAGACACGAGAUCCCCUACGGGUCCAGCCCCACCUAAAAAAGUGCUUUGAAGGAAUUGCCCGGCUAACAUUUAGUGGAGGCAGUGAAGUCACUCAUAUUGAAUCUGCAGAAGGGGAGCGCGUUGAACUAGUGCACAGGAUUGUCCCCGCACAAGCUAAUGGUCUUGUGGAGCGCUGGCUUCUACAGGUUGAGAAGCUAAUGAAGGAGUCACUCCAGCUAGUGAUGAUGAAGUCCAUUACUGCUUACCCAGAAACUCUACGCCAACACUGGGUGUUGCAAUGGCCGGGUCAGGUUGUACUUGCCACAAGUGCUAUUUACUGGACCAUGGAAGUGUCACAGGCCAUAGCUUUGGAAAGUGGCUUACACUGCUACCUAGAGAAAAUCACCAAGCAGAUGGACGAUAUUGUCAUGCUUGUACGUGGCAAGUUAACCAAGAUGGAGCGCCUAACCCUCAGUGCGCUAAUUACCAUUGAUGUACAUGCUCGAGAUGUGGUUGUACAGCUAGAUGAACUGCAGGUCUGCAAUAUUUCAGACUUCCACUGGGUGGCACAAUUAAGAUAUUACUGGGAGGAGGAAAGAGCACUGGUGAGGAUGGUCACUAUGGCACUGACCUAUGGUUAUGAGUACCUGGGAAACACAGGACGUCUGGUCAUUACACCCCUCACUGACCGCUGCUACAGGACACUGAUGGGUGCUCUGCAAUUGAACCUUGGUGGGGCUCCUGAAGGACCUGCAGGCACAGGAAAAACUGAGACAUGUAAGGAUCUGGCGAAAGCUGUUGCUAAACAGUGUGUUGUUUUCAAUUGCUCUGAUGGACUUGACUACAAGGCUAUGGGUAAAUUCUUUAAAGGCCUGGCACAAUCAGGAGCCUGGGCUUGCUUUGAUGAGUUCAACCGAAUUGAGCUUGAGGUACUGUCUGUGGUGGCACAGCAAAUCCAGACCAUUCAGAGGGCAGUUUCACAGAGAGCAGAAACAUUUGUUUUCGAAGGCACGCAGAUCUCUCUUGACCCAUCAUGCUCUGUAUUCAUCACUAUGAACCCUGGAUAUGCAGGGAGAGCCAAGCUACCAGACAACCUCAAAGUGCUGUUCCGCACAGUAGCCAUGAUGGUGCCUGACUAUGCACUGAUAGCUGAGAUCACUCUCUAUGCUAUGGGAUUUGUGGAUGCUCGUAACCUAGCUACAAAAAUAGUGGCUACAUACAGACUUUGUUCUGAACAGCUGUCCUCACAGCAUCAUUAUGACUAUGGAAUGAGGGCUGUCAAAUCUGUACUAACUGCUGCUGGGAACCUGAAGGUCAGCAUGCCUGAUGUGCAAGAGGAUAGACUCAUGCUUAGGUCUAUCAUGGAUGUCAAUUUACCCAAGUUCCUGUCUCAGGACUUACUACUGUUCCAAAGCAUCAUUUCAGACCUGUUUCCUGGGGUGCAACUUCCCAAAGCAGACCACUCAGUCAUGGAGACUGCCGUAGUUGAAAUCUGUCAGCAAUGGCAUCUGCAGCCAGUGCCUUGGUUCAUCAACAAAGUUAUCCAGAUCUAUGAGAUGAUGCUCGUCCGUCAUGGCUUCAUGUUGGUUGGAGGACCCUUGGGAGGGAAGAGUACAGCUUUGCAGGUGCUGGCCCGAGUGCUAGGGCUACUAGAAAGCCGUGCGCUGAUGGAGGAAAAACACGUAGACAGUGUCACCAUAAACCCCAAGUCUCUCAGCAUGGGACAGCUUUAUGGCAGUUUUGAUCCGGUUUCUCAUGAGUGGACUGAUGGAGUCUUGGCAACUGUUUUCCGUGAGCAUGCCAGCAGCUGGACUGCAGAAAGGAAAUGGGUUGUGUUUGACGGCCCAGUCGAUGCUGUUUGGGUGGAGAAUUUGAAUACUGUCCUUGAUGACAACAAGAAGCUUUGUCUUAUGAGUGGAGAGAUCAUUCAGAUGAGCCCCCAGCAAAAUAUUAUCUUUGAAGUGCUGGAUCUUGAGCAAGCCUCACCAGCUACUGUCAGCAGGUGUGGAAUGAUUUACAUGGAGCCUAUGGAUCUAGGCUGGGAACCACUAUUUCACUGUUGGAUGGAAACAAAGCUUCCAGAUUUUAUCACUUCUGAACAGAAGCAGCUGCUGAAGUUGUUGUGUGAAUGGCUCCUACCUCCUUGCUUGGCUUUCGUACAGAAGAACUGUCAUACUGUGGUGCCCUCGUCUAUGUUGCAUCUUGCUGUGACAAUGAUGCAGCUCUAUGAAUGCCUUCUGGCUGAUCUCAGCUCCUUGGAUUUAGAAGUAAAAAAGGAAGACAACAACUGCGACAAAAACUUUCAAAGAGCCCAAGGAAGAGAGACAGAUGUCUCAACCAGCAUGAUUGUGGCCUUUGGGUUCUUCUCUGUUGUUUGGUCGAUUGGUGGAUUUUUGGAUUUCCAUUCAAAGCAGUGUUUUGCCGAAUUCUUCAAAACAUUGUGCGAUCCGGAGUCCACUUUCCCGAGGCCCAAAGAUCUUAAGUUCCCUCGUGCACUACAUAUACCGAAGCGGGAAGACAUCUACAGUUACGUGUUCCUAAAACGAAACUUUCCAGCCUGGCACCUGUGGAAGGAUCUAAUUCUCCCAAGCGCCAUUGAAGACAAUGUGAAGCUUAGUGACUACAUUGUCUCUACUGAGGAAGCUCUGGUGCAAAAGUAUUUUUUGGAGAAACUUCUUCUGCGGGGCAAGCCGUUGAUGUUUGUCGGACCCACAGGCACUGGUAAAUCAGCCAUUACCAUCAGUUUUCUACAGCAUCUCCCAGCUGACCAGUAUGUAAUAGGACAGGUCAACUUCUCAGCAUUGACCACAGCGAGCUAUGCACAGGAUGCUAUCGUGGAAAAGCUUGAAAGGAAAAGGAGAGGACUGUAUGGCGCUCCAUCUGGUAAACGUGUGCUUCUGUUUGUCGAUGACCUCAAUAUGCCCACUAAAGAACGCUAUGGAGCUCAGCCCCCUAUUGAACUCUUAAGGCAGCUGAUAGAGUGUGGCACUUUCUGGGACAGGAAAGAUAACAGCUCACUGAGCAUCAAAGACAUGUCCAUUGUUGCUGCAAUAGCUCCUAGUAGUGGUGGAAGGCAAGAAAUAACUCCUCGGCUGCUGCGUCAUUUCAAUAUCAUUUCCAUAAAUACGUUCAGUGAGCAAACAAUGAAGACCAUCUUUCAACCACUGAUGGACUGGCACUUCAGUCAGGGGUUUGAGAACUCCUUAAAGCGAUUCUCCAAGAUUUUAGUGUGGGCCACUACUGAACUCUACACUCAAGUGACACGAGCCUUCCUACCAACACCUUCCAAGUCACACUAUACCUUUAACUUCAGGGACUUCUCCCGGAUAAUACAGGGACUUCUGCUUCUCAAAGCAGAUGUGAUACCAGCUGGAACAGAAGGUGCUCGCAAGUUGAUGAGACUGUGGAUCCAUGAAACUCAUCGUGUCUUUUGUGAUCGAUUGGUGGAUGACAAGGACCGACAACUUUUCUUUCGCAUUGUCAAGGGUGUUGUACAGGCCCAAUUCAAAGAGAAGAUGUCUACUUUGUUUAGUCACAUGGUGAUUGGUAGGGAGGUCCAGCCACAGGACUUGAGGUGCCUUUUUUUUGGUGACUACUUGACUCCCCGCAGUGAAAAUAAGACUCGCCGCUUCUAUAAUGAAAUUCUGGACACUGCACAGCUUAAGCUGAACAUGGAACACUAUUUGGAAGAACUGAACAAAUUAAGCAAGACUCCCAUGGACCUUGUUAUGUUUCAGUUUGCCAUUGAGCAUGUUUCUCGACUUUGCAGAAUCUUCAAGCAACCAUGGAGUCACGCACUGCUGAUUGGCAUUGGUGGUAGCGGGCGGCAGUCAUCCACAAGACUGGCCGCUUUUGUGUCUGAAAUGGAGCUGUUUCAAAUCACCAUUCAGAAGUCAUACUGCAUCUCAGAGUGGAGAGAGGACAUUCGGCGUGUCCUGAGGAAGGCUGGACUGAGUGGCACACCUUCUGUGUUCUUUUUUGCCGACCACCAAAUUAAGGAGGAGUCCUUUCUAGAAGACAUUAGCAGUCUUCUGAACACUGGAGAUAUCCCAGGUCUAUUUGACAGUGAAGAGCAAACGGAUCUUAUUGAAAAGAUGCGACAGCUGAUCCCAGCUGAUGUACGUGAUGAUGCAUUGACCCCAACCAAGCUUUACAAAGACUUCUUGCAGCGUGUUCGCAGUAAUCUUCACAUUGUCCUGGCCUUCAGUCCCAUCGGAGAGGCAUUCCACAACCACCUACGACAAUUUCCCACUUUAGUCAACUGCUGUACAAUUGACUGUUUUCAGGCCUGGCCAGAAGAUGCCCUGGAGAAGGUAGCUUGCUAUUUCCUGGAUGAUGUUGAUAUGUCCCAAGGUAUCCGCAAAGGAGCUGUCUUUCUGUGUCGACACCUCCACCAGAGUGUCAUGGUUCUAUCCCAGAGGUUCUUUGAGUCCCUCCAGAGGAGAAUUUAUGUAACCCCCACCUCCUACCUUGAGUUAAUCAAGACUUUCAAGAGACUUCUGGAAAGCAAGCGUUUGGAACUUCUGACAAACAGGAACCGAUACCUAACUGGACUGGAAAAGCUGGACUUUGCCUCAUCUCAGAUUGCAUUAAUGCAGCAACAGUUGCGUGAGCUGGAGCCUCUCCUAAUGGAGCGCAGCAAGGAAACUGUGGAGUUGCUAGCUAUCAUUGCACAAGAUACACUAGAGGUGGAAACGGUAAAAAAGGAGGUGGAAGAGGAAGAGGCCAUUGCCAACAAGGCAGCUCAAGAAGCACAAGCCAUCAAGGAUGAGUGUGAACAGAACCUGAGCAUUGCCAUGCCUGCACUUAAUGCUGCUAUCGCUUCCCUAGACACAUUGAAGGCGAGUGACAUCACUCUUAUUAAAACAAUGCAGAAUCCUCCAUCAGGAGUACGUCUCACACUUGCAGCAAUUUGCAUCCUCAAGGGAAUUAAACCAGAAAAGAGAAGUGACUCCAAUGGGAGAAACAUUGAUGACUACUGGCCAUCUGCCAAAAAGAUGUUGGGAGACAUGAAGUUUCUGGAGUCUCUAAAAGAGUAUGACAAAGACAACAUCCCAUUUAAGGUGAUUGCUCAGAUCCGCCGUGAUUUCAUCAGCAACCCCGACUUUGAGCCAGCUGUCAUCAAAAAUGUAUCAUCAGCUUGUGAAGGCCUAUGCAGCUGGGUGAGAGCCAUAGAAGUCUAUGACAAAGUGGCCAAGAUUGUAGCCCCCAAGCGCCAGCGCUUGGAAGCUGCAGAAGCUGAGCUAAAGGUGCAAAAGGAGAAACUGAGUGUGACACAAAGUGAACUUAGUGAAGUGAGCACUAAGCUGUUUAAGCUGCAGCAGCAUCUUUCCCAAAAACUUGAAGAGAAACAAAGCCUGGAGAAGAGCAUGGAGCAGACUAAGCUUAAACUAGACAGAGCUGAAAAGCUGAUGAGUGGAUUGGGUGGCGAGAGAGAGCGCUGGAUGCAAAUUUCUCAACAGCUUGAUGACACCUAUCAGAAUAUUGUUGGAGACAUGCUGCUGAGUGCUGGUGUAGUGGCUUACCUGGGUCCCUUCACACCACAGUUCAGACAGGAGGUCUUGAAAGACUGGCAAGAUAUGUGCAAGAGGAAAGAAAUCCCUGUGUCUCCCACCUUCUCCCUAUCUACCACCCUUGGGGAUGCAGUCACCAUUAUCGAAUGGCAAGUGCAUGGACUUCCCCGAGACAUGUUCUCAGUUGAGAAUGCAAUCAUCAUAACUUCAGCCCAGCGGUGGCCACUCAUGAUUGAUCCACAGGGUCAGGCAAACAAAUGGAUAAAAAGCAUGGAGAAAGUCAACAAGUUACAUGUCUGCAAAGCCACAGACCAUGACUACCUGCGUGUUUUGAGCAACUGCAUACAGUUUGGGACUCCUAUGCUGCUAGAGAACCUUUCUGAAGAGCUGGAUCCUCUCCUGGAGCCUUUACUGUUAAGACAAACCUUCAGGCAUAAUGGGAUGGAGUUUCUAAGGCUGGGUGAGGUCACUGUUCAGUACAGCCAGGAUUUUCGUUUUUAUCUCACUACUCAGCUGAGGAACCCUCACUACCUGCCUGAAGUCUCACUCAAGGUCAAUCUUUUGAAUUUUAUGAUUACACCAACUGGCCUAGAGGAUCAACUUUUAAGCAUAUUGACAGCUAAAGAGAAACCAGAGCUGGAAAACACUAAAAGGCAACUGUAUAGGGAAGAGGCACAGAACAGGAAGCAGCUGAAGGAAGUCGAGAACCAGAUACUGGAAGUUCUGUCUCUUUCACAAGGAAAUAUCUUGGAAGAUGAGCAUGCAAUUCACAUCCUAUCCUCCAGCAGGAAGCUGUCACAGGAGAUCCUGGAGAAGCAGCAAAUUACCAUGGCAACAGAGCAGAAGAUUGAUGAGACACGAGAUGGAUACCGACCAGUUGCCAACCAGUCCAGUGUACUUUUCUUUGUGAUUUCUAACCUAGCAAAUAUCGACCCAAUGUACCAGUACUCUUUGGCCUGGUUCCUCAACUUGUACGUCAAAUCAAUUUCAGAGAGUGAAAGUUCCGUCUUGCUGUAUGAAAGGAUUGACAACCUCAACAAGCACUUCACAUACAGCAUCUACCAGAAUAUAUGCCGGUCACUCUUUGAGAAGCACAAGCUGCUUUUCUUAUUCCUGCUCUGUGUAGGUCUGCAAAGUAACAGGGGCCAGGUGGAUGAAACUGAGUGGCGCUUUUUGUUAACUGGUGGGGUAGCUUUGGAGAACCCAUACAAGAACCCAGCACCUGACUGGCUUAAAAACCAAUCAUGGACUGAACUGAUGCAACUGUCCACCUUACCAGCCUUCAACUGGAUCAGGGAAAACUUCACCAAUAAUGUCUCAUGGUGGAAAAAUGUUUAUGAUUCUGCACACCCCAAUGAGAUGACACUUCCAGAGCCCUGGGAUGACCUCCUCAGUGGUUUUCAGAAACUGCUUAUCUUACGCUGCAUACGACCAGACAAGAUAAUCCCUGCUGUGCAACAUUUCAUUAUUGACAACAUGGGCCCAUCCUACGUUGAGCCCCCAACUUUUGACCUCCAGCGCAGUUAUAUGGAUUCCACCUGUUCCACUCCCCUCGUAUUCAUACUGUCACCUGGUGCUGAUCCCAUGGCUGUUCUUGUCAAGUUUGCUGAGGAAAAAGGGAUGGGAGGAGCUCAUCUGCAGACAGUCUCUCUUGGACAGGGCCAGGGCCCUAUUGCACGUAACAUGAUCAAGAAGGCUGCAGCAGAGGGGACUUGGGUCAUUCUGCAGAAUUGCCAUUUGGCACCAAGUUGGCUCCCAGAAUUGGAGCAGAUUUGUGAGGAGCUCUUAUCAGAUCAAGACUUGGUCAAACCAGGGUUCAGGUUGUGGCUGACUAGCUACCCCUCCUCAGAUUUUCCCAUUUCCAUCCUUCAGAAUGGCAUCAAGAUGACCAAUGAGCCACCCAAAGGCCUGCGUGCCAACUUACUACGCUCUUAUCUAAGCAACCCGAUCUCUGAUCCCACCUUCUAUGAGGGGUGCAAUAAGAAAGAGGAGUGGGAGAAGCUUCUUUUUAGUCUAUGUCUUUUCCAUGGCUUGGUUCAGGAGCGCCGUAUGUUUGGACCUCUUGGCUGGAAUAUCCCUUAUGAAUUCAAUGAGUCAGACCUUCACAUUAGUGCCCGGCAGGUGCAGAUGUUUUUGAACACAUAUAGUGAGGUUCCUCUGGAUGCCCUGUCUUACCUCAUUGGUGAAUGCAACUAUGGCGGCCGUGUGACAGAUAGCUUUGACCGCCGUCUACUCCUCAGCUUGUUGGAUACCUGCUACUGUUUAGAAAUGUUGACCAAUAUGGACUACUCCUUCUCAUCCAGUGGGGUGUACCGUCUUCCAGCCAAGAGUGGCUUCAGCAACUACUUGGAGCAUAUCAAGAGCCUCCCCAUGAGCGCCGAGCCAGAGGUGUUUGGACUGCAUGAAAAUGCCAGCAUCACACGGGAGUACAACGAGACCCAGGAAUUGUUUAAUGGAAUCCUGGCAACUCUGCCCAAACAGGUCACUGGGGCAAGAAAGUCCUCCACUGAAAUUGUCCAGGAGCUGACUACUGAUAUUUUGUCUAAGAUGCCGCCAGAUUUCAUCAUCGAGGAUGUCAUGAAGCGAUUCCCAAUCACCUAUGCAGAGUCCAUGAACACAGUUCUUAUUCAGGAGCUCCUACGCUUCAACCAGCUGACUAGUACCAUUCGUGGCAGUCUGCAGGACCUGAGCAGAGCUCUUCAAGGUCAGGCUCUCAUGUCAGGAGAGCUAGAAGACAUCUUUAACAGUAUCAUCGUGGGCAAGGUCCCUGCCAUGUGGUCUUCCAAGUCAUAUCCUUCAUUGAAGCCCCUGGGAAGCUACAUAAGUGACCUUCUCCUGCGCCUGCACUUCUUUAAGAGCUGGACAGAUGAUGGAGCUCCUACUGUCUUUUGGAUCUCUGGCUUCUAUUUCACCCAAUGCUUCCUGACAGGGGUACUCCAGAACCACGCCCGGAAGUCUCAAGUUCCAAUUGAUCAACUGGAUUUCCAGUUUCACAUGACAGAAUAUCUUAAUGAGCAGCCUCCAUCAAUUAUGACGCAGGAGUGUGGAGUCCACAUAAAUGGAUUAUUCAUCGAGGGGGCAAGCUGGGACACAAAAAAGCGGACAUUGAAGGAAGUUCAGCCCACAGUGCUAUAUGAGAGCCUGCCCAUUAUUGUGCUGCAGCCACAACAGAAGUCAACAGGCACUGAUGGAGGGACCUACACUUGCCCAGUGUACAACACCAGCAUUCGGCGUGGAGAACUGUCCACGACUGGUCACUCCACCAACUACAUUAUGACCAUUGAAUUACCCUCAGAAAGGCCACAGAAACACUGGAUCAACCGGGGGGUUGCCUGCCUUUGCCAGCUGGACUAUUAA